UACUGUCUACAUCUCCUGUGUAUAUGCCGAGUACAGGUCGGGCAUGUGUACACUGGCACGACUUAGCUGUCACGUUAUAUACAGAAGUAGGUGGACACUUAUCUUCGCUAUUCCGGCCAUGUCAACAAGCUGUUUACCUCACACGUACCCAGAUAUUACCGUCUUCAUUCAAAUAUCUAACCAUUCUUAAAACUGAGAUGCACAGCUGUGCACGUUGUAUUCUGAACUGUUUACAACGACAUGGGUGGCGACAUCGCCGCGGUGAAGGGGGGAACAAACGAUAGGUGCCUGCACUUAGCUGAAGCCCGGGGAGUUGUGCACUGUCUGUGACACAGUGUUUACAUGGUGUACUACGACUUUGUUAUCAACUUGUUUACUCGAUUCUAACUCAACCAGUCCACCUGCAGCCAGUUUCGUCCAGUUUGUUGUUGAUAGUACAAGAACGUGGUCUGUAGUCAUAGUACCCGUGAAGGGAGACAUCUGUAUUGCUGCCUCUAGGACGGUCAACACAGGUUUACUUUCAAUACAGCAUAUCAGAGACUGGUAAAAAAGUUAGUCCCAUAGAUACAUGGCUGUCACUCUUUGGCCGGUGUGUCUACAGCGCGAGUAUCUCAAUGACAACUGGGUGUGGGACUAUCACACCAAACCCCCCGAGGUGCUGUUGUCAUCCGACCUGGAGGACGCCUACUUCCAUACAGACCCUGUCGACCAGAGUACAGGGACAGCCGGCGUCCGUGGCAACAAGGGUUUUCUAGAUGGGGAACAUUUCUGGGAGAUCAUUUUUCUGGAGCCGCCAGCAGGCACUUCCGUGAUGGUGGGCGUGGGGACACAGAAGGCCCUCCUUCACACCAACAACUACCAGUAUGUGGAUCUCAUAGGUAUGGAUGGAGAGAGCUGGGGCCUGUCCCACAAAGGGAGAGUGUGGCACCGCGGUGUUCCACGAACGUACUGUGACCCAAUAUAUGACCGCACUACUGUGAUCGGAUGCUAUCUCAAUCUGUAUAAAGGUACUCUUAGUUUCUACAAAAACGGCACGGACCUAGGUGUAGCAUUCAGUGGACUUGACACUGUGAGGGAGCCCCUGUACCCACUAAUCUCCUCCACAGCAACAGAGACGGAGCUUGGACUGGGAGUGAGAUCAUGCCGCUACCUCUCUCUACAAGAAAAGUGUUGUGCAAUCAUCAAGAACAAUCUCAUGUGUGCGGACUCAGUUGAAAACCUGCCGCUGCCUAAUGCGAUCAAAAACCACAUCCGGCAAUUCUAACUCAUGUUUUGUCAUUAUCAGGUAGUGUGUUUAAAAUAGUGUUGCCAUGUGUGUGAAUGUGCGUGCGAGUGUGCGUGCGAGUGUGCGUGAACAGAUUCUCGUGCAGGCUGUACGUGAAUAGGUGCGUGUUGCUGUUCGGGCGAGUGAAGCUGACAGAGUGAAUUACCUCAGGUUACACAAGUGUUCGGAGUGGGUGUGUACAGUUUACAUAUGACUGGUCGUUUCGGUGAUAUUUCUGUAGCUUUUAACAAAUGUACAUAGUAGGUUUUGUACAAGUAUCAUACUCUCGUGACAUGAUCCCGAUAAUCAAAAUAGUUAUCACUGGAUUUUCUGGUUCAGACUCUAUUGUUCAGGCUGUCGUAUAGCUGUAAUACUGCUGAGUGCGGCGCUACACGACAUACAACGAACCAAAGAAACCAUUAUCCCGGUGUAAGACAGUUUGUUGAUUACUCACAUACGACUGAUUUUUCGGUUACCUCAGACACUCGAGGACGAUGUUUUUGCUUCGGUUUUGUAAUAAAUAUUUACACAUCUA
Haliotis rubra (blacklip abalone) is the source of this 1799-nucleotide messenger RNA. RefSeq names its product SPRY domain-containing SOCS box protein 3-like. The record is from RefSeq and is a predicted model, not a curated record. NCBI's taxonomy places the organism in Eukaryota, Metazoa, Mollusca, Gastropoda, Lepetellida, Haliotidae. The transcript has 5 exons. Gene Ontology annotation, cellular component: SCF ubiquitin ligase complex. Gene Ontology annotation, molecular function: protein binding. The coding region runs from base 569 to 1264 and encodes 231 amino acids. Gene Ontology annotation, biological process: proteasome-mediated ubiquitin-dependent protein catabolic process; intracellular signal transduction.